AUGACAUCAAACGAUCACUGCUUAGGUUUAAAACCAAGCAAACGGUUGAACUUGACAAGAAUGUUCAAAUUCGGUAUUCUCCUCGGAAGUUUGUCAGUGGUAGUGUGCCUCAACUUGAAAGGCAAUGUGGAAGCACAAGGCAACUUGCUCAGUUUCCUGAAAGGUGAAGGAAAAGCCAAAGUGGAACUGAAGUAUGAUGAGAACGAGUUGCAAACAAAGGUCGAUGGCUAUAUAGAUUGUAUCGAAAAGGAAAAAGAUGAUUGUUCCACCGAAGAAUUGCUGGUCUUGUAUAGUCUCUACGACGAAGGCGAAUCGCCGACGGACGUAGUCAAGUCCGUAAUUGAAAACUGGCAAGGAAAAGGUGCUGAAGACUUCGAUGACGAAAUGCGCUCAGAGUUACUGUUGCUUCGAUUGGAUUUGGUAGCAUAUCAUUAA
Messenger RNA from Cylicocyclus nassatus, 435 nucleotides. The record is from the annotation of a GenBank genome assembly. NCBI's taxonomy places the organism in Eukaryota, Metazoa, Nematoda, Chromadorea, Rhabditida, Strongylidae.